Tetrahymena thermophila SB210 is the source of this 669-nucleotide messenger RNA. RefSeq names its product transmembrane protein, putative. The record is from RefSeq and is a predicted model, not a curated record. Lineage: Eukaryota; Ciliophora; Oligohymenophorea; Hymenostomatida; Tetrahymenidae. The transcript has a single exon.
AUGAAAGAUUCGUUUUAAAGAGAGAGAAAAAGCUUUGAAUCAUAGGAUUUUUAUGAAUCUUAAUCAUAUUCUUAGCAAAUAAGCACAAAUAUUAAUUCAAAUGCUUAAGACGAAGAGAGUAAAUUACCAUCUUUAAAAUAUCAUGAACAUAAAUAUGCUGUGAGUGAUGACUAUGAUAGUGAUUCUUAAACUAAUAGGAAAUCACUGUAGCAAAAUUUAUUAUCUAACAAAAGAAAAACAUAAUAGCAAUAAAAUUAAAAUGAUUAAACAUAAUCUACUCCCUCAUAAUAUGAUUUUACAAGUUAAAACUAAUACAUAGGACUAAAUAGUCCUUUUAUAAGUAUCCAUAGAAACUAAUUUAGUUUAGACUAUAGUGAUAGAUAUCACGCAUAAAUGCUAUACAACUAAAUAGAUCAAUAAAAUGAAUAUUAGGUUUAUCAAGAGACUGAUGACCAUUAACCUAGUGAUAACCAUUUAGAAUAACAAGUAUAUGCUGAAGAUAGUUAGAGUAGCUAGUAUAGUUUUAAUUUUUCUGAACACGAAGUAUGGCCUGCUUUAGUAAAUUUUCUAUACUCUUUUUUUAUAGCUCUUUUAGUUACAUAUCUUAUCGGUGCAGGGAUACUCAUGGCAAUAUAUGCAAUACUAGGUGAUAAUUAGUAGUUAGCUUGA